GAUGUCAAGUGCGGACAACAAUGCGGCGGAGUCAUGCCUGAGCAUUGCCAAUGGACGUGGCGCAGAUGGAGUGGUCCGGUAUUCACAACAGUUUCUAACUGCCUUAGCCGAGUCCCCUCUGUGCAAGGUGACUCUGAAACUGGAUCUCUUCCAGCGAGAUGAGAAUGGCAAGGUCUCGUUCGUCAAUCCGGAGAUGGGUAGUUCACACGACGCCACCGGGGGCCAGGACAGAACUCACCGCAUGACAUCGGCUAGCAGCACCGACAACAGUAAGAAACUAUGGGCCAAGGGUCAGCGUGACACGGAUGACGAUGGAUUCACUAGCCAGCGCAGAACCAAGUAUGCCUCGAAUGACGCGGAUACCAAAGAUGAUGGCGCCCGAGAACUUAAACCGUUCUUUGGUGAACAGAAAGCGAGAGGACGCGGCAGUCACAUAAACAGUACAUCGGACUCUUCGCGGGCAACGCUGUUACGGUCCCAAAGUCAAAACGCAAAUUCUGGAAACGGGUUUCUAGGGGGAUCGUCAAACGCGGGAGUGUCAAAGAAUGGCGAGCGCGAUUUAUUCGAGGAAUCAUAUACGAACAAAUCACAUGACAGAGACACCAAGACAUACGACAGGGAUGGUAGGGAUAAGGACUCGCGAGACCGCUCCGACAGAAAUAAGCGCAACCCUCGCGACUCCAAAAGCGAUCAAUUCGGCAAACAUGGCCGUCAGGAGAGGUCUUACGGCGAACGAUCAAGGCACCAGUCCAAUCAACCGUCAUGGAUGGAUGACGAAGCGGAAGGAGAUAUGGUCAUGCCGCAGCGUGAUCUGAUUGCGGAAGAGAGGGCCAAUCAGAAGGGCAAGGAUCAGAAAGCCACCAAAGCCGCAGAUACGUCUGGUGAUGCGUCCAGCAAGACUCUGAAGAAAGAAUCACGAGGUGAAGAAAACAUCGAGGAGUCUGAAGCUGGUCAGAAGAAAGAAAUCACUACAUCCCAGUCAUCAAUAAAUAGUGCUUCGUCUGGUUCACGCUUCUCGAGAUUUUUUGGAGAUGAAAAUAAGACUGGGGCCGAGGGCACAACCGCAGAGUCAGGCACGAUCACGACAAGCACAUCUACUUUGGAUGGUGGCGUCGAAAAUCAUGUGCCCGUUCAGUCGGAACCGCCAGGGCUAUCCAAAUUCAGUCGCUUCUUCAGCGUCGACCCCAACAACACGUCACAGCCCAUGCCGCCCAUGCCACCCAUGCAUUCUCCAAACGCACCCUACGGCCCUCCUAUGUCUGCGUCUCACACUUCGGCGGGUCCCCCGGGGCUUCCCGGGACACCACCAGGACUCGCAAUGACGCCGCCGGGACUUUCGAGUGUACCGCGUGGUAUUCCCGUGACUUUCGAUUCAAUCAUGAGCUCAGUAGGCGCCGCAUCCAGGGCGGCAAAUGCCGGCCCCAACAACCGAGCGGAAAGUUUUACUUCACCACAUCCACACACAAGUCCCAAGCCAGCAUCGUCAUUUGCUGUUCCAGCGGCGAUCAACAUGGGGCAUACCCAGAGAUCACCAGACCACAUGAAUAGAGGGGAGCAAUUGAAUUCAGAGCAUCUGUCGAGACCCUACGACAUGCUAAGUGUCGGUCAUGGCUUACCUCAGCAGAAUUCGCUCCAGGGCUUACCUGAUAGUCAACAAAAUGACUACGCGUCCAAUUCUACCCAAUUGCAUAUUCCUAAUAACACACAGCCAACCGAUGAGCACACCCGCCAGCCGCAACACGCAGAUGCUCAGCAGCAGCCUAUGGGAAACAAACAUCAGCAAUCCACGAACACUCAACAACAGACGAUGGGUGCACAGCAGUACCCAAUGAAUACUCAGCAGUCGCCAAUGGGAGACACGCGACCACCCACAAAUGCAGGGGAGACUGGAGAUACCGAACAGACGGCAAAUUUCCAAGAAAUGCAACAGCGCCAGAACCAACCGCAAUCAGCUAUGCAGCAGCAGCAGCAACCCAUGGGCUAUGGGAGUCACCCGUCAAACAUGCACCACAAUAUGCAGCAUCCGCCGCAAAUGCAGCAACCAUACUAUGGAGGGCCGUACCACAACAACAACCAACAGCAGAUGGGCCAACAGCCUAUGCAAGGCUGUUACAACAAUGCACCGCCACAACACCAGUACAAUCAUUACCCACCGCAGCAGAUGGGCUACGGCCAACCACCAUAUGGAAUGCCACCCCCACCAGGCAUGCCACCCAUGCAGCAGGGACCACGCAAAAUGGGCGGCUUCAUGCCCACGUCUGUGCUCAAAGCAAAGAAGAAAAAGUCAGUGGCCACUGAUGUGAAUUCAAACUCCAGAGCGAAUACUCCGACGACUCCAAAAGCAAGCGCUCCUCUCACACCUACCAUGGAUAAUCCAUUGUCCCCUAACCGUCCUUCAUCGCCCGACCAGCCUAUGACCUCCGUUGCCCAAGGCCCGCCUAAUCGGGGCCAGCCCACAGGAGGGCAUUGGGGCCAACCCAUGUACCCACAACACAUGCCCGCCCCACCGCCUGGAAUAGGACAGCCACAUAUGCAGCCGCCACAGCAUAUGCAACAACACGGUUCCCCGCAACAUUCGUAUGGCAUGUACGGGCCAAAGCAACCACCACAGCCAAUGUACAAUCAACACCCAUCCCAAGCACCACAUCUGCAAGGUCAGCUGCAACACCCCAUGCCGCAACCGGUGAACUUAUCUCAGCUGUUCAGUCAGGCCUCGGUUCCUACCAAUUUGCCGCCCUUACAUUUGGAUAUGAAUACGCCUGGAAAAUCUAUGACAGUUGAGGAACUGGAAGCUAGAAGGAAUUAAAUAAUGGUGUUCUCGAUCCGACUUUGGCUCGUAGUAUACUUGGUCAAUGUAUCGCGGUAUUUGCCAUCUCAUACUCCAG
Molecule: messenger RNA, 2885 nt
Organism: Sphaeroforma arctica JP610
Lineage: Eukaryota; Ichthyosporea; Ichthyophonida
Exons: 10
Source: RefSeq, a predicted model, not a curated record